Messenger RNA from Geodia barretti, 1359 nucleotides. Lineage: Eukaryota; Metazoa; Porifera; Demospongiae; Tetractinellida; Geodiidae. The record is from the annotation of a GenBank genome assembly.
AUGCCCGACCUACCAGAACUUUUCCGACAGGUUGACGAGGCCCAGAACGACAUUGUCGCCCUGGAACAGGCGCUGGUACGCAUCCCGUCGGUGAACACGGGAUUCAUGCCCACCGGCGACGAGACCCCCGUGUGCGAACUGGCCCGCGACUUCCUCGCCCAAGACGGCAUAGCAUCGGAGAUCCUGGAGUCGGCGCCCAACCGGGGCAACCUGAUAGCGCGCCUCGAGGGACGGUCGGGGAACGCGGGCCUGAUGUUCAUGUCUCACACCGAUGUCGUCCCGGUGGAGGACGACACGAAGUGGCGGUUCCCUCCUUUCAGCGCCACCAUCGCCGACGACCGUGUCUUCGGGCGCGGCGCGUCGGACUGUAAGGGGCUGCUCACCGCCCAGUUGAUGGCGGUCCGCAUCCUCAAGCGCAACGGGAUCGAGUUGGAGGACGGGCUGAUCCUUGCGGCCGGGGCGGACGAGGAACACGGCGGCCGGUACGGGUUCGGCUGGCUGGCCGACAAUCAUCCCGAGAAACUGGCGGCUCCCUAUGCCGUCAACGAAGGCGGUGGCACUCCUAUCCAGGCGGCAGGUGCGCUGACCUACGUGCUGGGUGUGGGAGAAAAGGGCCGCCUCCAGGUCGAAAUCGACGUCAAAGGGACCAGUUCCCAUGCGUCGACGCCCUGGCAGGGCACCAACGCCCUGUUCCGGCUCAGUCGCGCGCUGUCUUCCAUCGAAGGCUAUGACGCCGACCGCGAUACCUCCGGCGCCAUCUUCGACCACCUGUCCACCUUUGCCAUCGAGCACAAACCAUCGGCGGAGAACGUGGACGACAUCAUCGCUGAGAUUGAGACGGACAAUCCCCGUUUCGCGUCGAUGCUGCGGGCCCUGUCGCGGAUGACGCUGACGCCCACCAUGGUGCGGGGCGGGAUCAAGUCAAACAGUGUUCCCGAGUCCAUUCGCCUGACGUGCGACGUGCGAACGUUGCCUCAUCAGGAUGACGAGUACGUGCGGCAACAACUCGACGAGGUGUUGGCCGAAGUCCCGGGCAUAUCCUACGAGAUCGAUUACAUGGCGCGGCCAAACUCGUCACCCUUCGACUCGCCGCUUUCGGACAGCAUCCGGCGGGUGACCGGUCAGGCCCUGCAGCGGGACGACAUCCAGUGGGUGCCGGCGAUCAGCAACGGGUUUACCGAUUCACGCUUCACUCGUCCCCUGGGAACGGUGACCUACGGUUUUUCCGGUUCCCACCCGGACGACGACCCGAUGCUCAACUACACCCACGGCACCAACGAAUCGGUGGGCAUCAAGAGCCUGGUCAGCGGCACCAAGAUCAUGCUGGGCCUGGCGUGCGACAUGCUGGCGGUGAAGUAG